Fimicolochytrium jonesii is the source of this 1305-nucleotide messenger RNA. RefSeq lists its product as uncharacterized. Bases 241 to 1191 code for a protein of 316 amino acids. The record is from RefSeq and is a predicted model, not a curated record. NCBI's taxonomy places the organism in Eukaryota, Fungi, Chytridiomycota, Chytridiomycetes, Spizellomycetales, Powellomycetaceae. The transcript is spliced from 2 exons.
AGUUCGUCAUGGAAUUUCCGUAAAAUCUUCGGGCGAAUAUCCUCAGGAACGUAUAAACAUCCUUCGUGUCGUACUAAUCCAUUUUCGAACGUAUAACGGAGUUCUUUCGAAGUUUUCUCGUGUUGGGGCUUUCGAGAAAUUUCAUCGAUUCGCCCUAGGACUCUGUCUGCUUUGCAGCCAUAGACCACUGGAGUUGCGUACCAGAGUCACCGGGUAUGACACCUCCUUCGGGUCGGAAGUAUGCCUGGAGCACUCCAUGGCGCACCUGAAAACGGAGGAGUGCCCGACUUGUGUCAAGGGGCAGCAACAUCAAGCCUCCCGGGAGCAGAAGGAAGCCGCAAAGCAGGCGAAGAGGGAAGCAAAGAAGAAGAAGAACUCCUUGUUUUAAAGGCGGCUCUGCGCACCCACCUCGGCUGUUUCAAGCGACGGCGGUUCCGACGGAGUCUCCGCGCCAUACCAGGAACGGACGUGGUCUUGACCCGAGUUCUGGGUUGCGGAGGCUACCGCCUUGUAAUCGAAUGCCGUACCGAGGGCUCCGACAGGUACGGCAUACCGCUGGCGGUGCGGAUUCCCAUUCGAGAUACCGCACGGGCUCAGAAAUCACGGAAAGCUCAGCUUAACAGCUGCGCGGCUACCAGCGGAUUUUGUGAGGCCGUAGGAAUUCCCGCACCACUGCUGAUAUGGCCUCGGUGGGAACGACCCGUUCCGUCACACGACCUACCACCACAUGCGGCCAUCUUUGCGAAAACAACUGGCAAGCCGUUGCACGCUGUUUGGCCGGGUGCGCCAGUCGAAUUAAAGGAAAGAAUACUGCUCGAUUUCGCAGACUUGCAAAUGCGGAUCCUUGCAAAACCCUUUCGGAAGCUCCGGGGCCUGCGCCUGUCCCCGAACGGCGAAUAUUACGUCGGGGCACUAUUUUCUGACGUACACGAUCAAGCGAUCAGACUGGCAGGUGCACAUGCCGUCAAUGUGGGCCCCUACUUACACUGGGAGGAGUACGCAUAUAACCAAGUUCAGGCGCUGUCAAUCGUACUGAGCCACACUACCAGGCGCCGUCCGACGCAGUAUCCUGCAGAAUCUCGCCAUAGUGUCGCACCUUGUUCUACGCAUAGGUGCUGCACGUCCGACCGCCCACCGUGGCCUUUGUUUCAUUUGCCAUCCGGACAUGCACAGUGGAAACGUGAUGGUUGAUCCCGAGAGUGGUCAUAUAACUGCGAUCCUUGAUUGGGAUGGGGCAAACGUGGAGGCGUUCGACUCGUUUGCCAUCUAUCCAGCAAGCUUCUUUACCGUGUCUACCGAAGCGGA